AACUUCAGAUCAUCCAACCAGUCUUAGCGCUCACAGUGAAUCUUUGUGUUAAACUUAUGAGAAAGUUCAACAUGAAGCAAGCAACUCGUGGAAUAUUAUCAGCUAUUGUGAUUAUAAUACUUUUAGAGUGUUGUGAGGGCAGAUUCAGAUCUGCAGAACCGGCGCCACAGCAGAGCAGCCAGAGAAAGAACUUUAGAGACCUCAUCAGGUGUAAAAUAUUCCGCACAUAUACACAUGAGCCAUGCAAAACAGUCCAUGAUUAUGGUUGCUUUUGUAGCAGGGUUUCAGAGGGGAGUGCAUACCGUGUUAACAUGUGUUGUGAAGCACAGCAGAGGUGUUACCAGAGUAUUAUACGACAAUACAAGAAGUUACCAUCCAAAUAUCGCAUAACAUGUGACUAUGGCAGACAUACAUGCACAUGUAGAGAUAAGAGUUGGACACCUAACUAUCGUCUCUGUAUUUGUGAUAAGAAUUCUGCCAAGUGUAUUGCAAGAGACAUUGCGAGCCCCUACAGCAAAUACAAUGCGUUCGAACACCAGUGCCCAGAAGAACCAAAUGAGACUGCAAAGCGCCUUCUCGCAAUGGGUGGGACAAAAUAGCUUGGGUGUGGAUGGCCAUUUUUCAACUUAUUACAUGUUAAUGUGUAUGAACUGACUUUCUGUGAAAGUCCAUUUUUUCAACUUAUUACAUGUUAAAUUGUUAAUGUGUAUGAACUGACUUUCUGUGGAAGGCCAUUUUUCAACUU
This is a messenger RNA of Owenia fusiformis, 745 nucleotides long. The record is from the annotation of a GenBank genome assembly. NCBI's taxonomy places the organism in Eukaryota, Metazoa, Annelida, Polychaeta, Sabellida, Oweniidae.